CACCACUUCCGGGUCAUUUCACUCAGUUAGCUAGCUUAAGUGAAAGGGAGCGGAAUGGCUCCCACGGCACCUUUCGAGUGGCAGACGGAUCAAAUAGUUAAGUGUCUUCUUGGGGACGAGGACGAGGUGUGCGCUCAACGUUCUGGCUCUUAUUUGGAGGUUGACAGCCCGACAUCAGCCAGCGACGAGGACACUUUUGACCCAGUUAUAAUAGCUGAUAAACUGAGGACUGUGGCUGAUUCUCUCAAUGCUGACGCUCAAUUCAAAGCUGCUCUGGGUGACCUGAAGCAAGCAGUAGCACAAGAGGCCUUAGAAACAGCGUUUAGCAAUGGUGUGGAGGCCAUCUGCCAGACUCCGGUCUCUCAGAAGGCGGAAGUGCUUCCAGAGAUGCAGCUGAUUAGAGCUUCAGUGGCCCUCAGCCUUUAUGUCAAGAAGUUCUCGCCAGAGCUGAAAAAUAAAAUCCAGAGUGUCAUGAGUGAAUUCCUAAGCAGGCGUGUGGGCCCGUGGGUGACGCAGCAGGGUGGAUGGGACAAAGUGGUUUAAGGACUGAAUCGUGCCAAACCAGACUCUCUGCUGUGAAGUAUGCCCUCCUCAAAACAAGGUUUCACCAGGGGGAUCCUGUUGAUUUUCUGAGUAUUUGAGUCUGAGUGUUUAAAACACAAAUGACUGCAUUUCUGCAUGUUCAGGGAUCAGUUAUAAUGCAGGCAGACAUCAGAUCACAUGCUAAACUUUAUCAUUUGGCUACAAUCUAGCUAUCUCGUUUUUACUGAUUACGGUGCAUGUUAAGUUAAUGAAAUCAUGCCACAUGUCUUGAACAGUGAAAAACAAUUACUCUUAACAGUAUCAUAAAUAUAUUUUUUCACUAGAAAACACUUGAAUCUGUGGUAUUUUUGCACGCGUAUGAGAAAAUGCCUUCAUUCUCUCCAGAGUUUUCUGAGUGAUCAAUGGCCACGGUUUCAGUUUUGCGCAUUUUCAUUAAUGGGUUAAUCUAUGGGGCUCAUGUGCUAAUUAAUCACAGUCUACCUGAUAAGGACACGUAUCUUUUUGGGGCUCAAUCAAACUGUAAUUGCCUUUAUUUUCCCACAUUUGUGAAAAAAAUAAAUACGGGUACUCUACUAUGUCUUAAGCUAUAAAAACUUGUUGGGGAGGUUUCAGUCCGCUGUCUUUAAUCAAAUUCUGUUUCAUUCAGCAUAAUCAUCUGACAACAAUGCAUGCAAUUUUUACAUUGGAUGAAAUAUUUUUAAAGGAAACAUUCUAACGUAGAGGCCACUAUUGUUUCAUUUUGAAACUUUGGUGUCUUGCAUCAAGUCAACCAAAUUCUGGGAGAGGAAUGUCUCCUCUGCCUAUCUCCCUGAGGUUUCUUCCCUUUUUUGCACUGUUCUGCACUGUUUUUUCUACUGAUUGUAAACCAAUUGGAAUUUCUGGUUUUUGGCUAUACAAAAUAAAUUAAUGAAUAAAAUGUUUUUUGUCCGCUUUC
Gasterosteus aculeatus aculeatus (three-spined stickleback) is the source of this 1477-nucleotide messenger RNA. Its product is annotated as bcl-2-like protein 15. The record is from RefSeq and is a predicted model, not a curated record. Gene Ontology annotation, biological process: regulation of apoptotic process. Lineage: Eukaryota; Metazoa; Chordata; Actinopteri; Perciformes; Gasterosteidae.